GCGGAGCCGGGCGGGCGGCGGGAGUCGGCGCCUCUGGUUCCUGCCCCUGGUGUCGAGGUGGUGGCGGACGAGCGUCCCGGGAUGGCCUUCAUGGAGAAGCCGCCGGCCGGCAAGGUGCUGCUGGACGACACGGUGCCGCUGACAGCAGCCAUCGAGGCGAGCCAGAGCCUGCAGUCCCACACGGAAUAUAUCAUUCGGGUGCAAAGAGGAAUUUCUGUAGAAAACAGCUGGCAGAUUGUGAGGAGAUACAGUGACUUUGAUUUGCUGAACAACAGCUUGCAGAUUGCAGGCCUAAGUCUACCUCUUCCUCCCAAAAAAUUGAUUGGUAACAUGGAUCGUGAAUUCAUAGCUGAGAGGCAGAAAGGUCUUCAGAACUAUCUCAACGUUAUCACCACAAAUCAUGUCUUGUCUAAUUGUGAGCUGGUUAAGAAGUUUUUAGAUCCAAACAACUAUUCCGCAAACUACACUGAGAUUGCCUUACAGCAAGUUUCCAUGUUCUUCCGAUCAGAACCAAAGUGGGAGGUGGUAGAACCGUUGAAAGACAUAGGUUGGAGAAUAAGGAAGAAAUAUUUCUUGAUGAAGAUUAAAAAUCAGCCAAAGGAACGGCUAGUGUUAAGCUGGGCUGACCUUGGUCCCGACAAGUAUCUGUCAGAUAAAGAUUUUCAGUGUCUAAUCAAACUUCUGCCUUCCUGUUUGCACCCUUACAUCUAUCGGGUCACCUUUGCCACAGCUAAUGAAUCCUCAGCAUUGCUUAUUAGGAUGUUUAAUGAAAAAGGAACUUUGAAGGACCUGAUCUACAAGGCAAAACCAAAAGACCCAUUCCUAAAGAAGUACUGCAACCCUAAGAAGAUCCAGGGCCUUGAACUCCAGCAAAUAAAAACAUAUGGGCGGCAAAUAUUAGAGGUACUAAAGUUUCUACAUGACAAGGGAUUCCCUUAUGGGCAUCUGCAUGCCUCCAAUGUGAUGCUAGAUGGUGACACUUGCCGGCUGCUAGACCUUGAGAAUUCUUUAUUGGGCCUUCCUUCCUUCUACCGAUCCUAUUUCUCACAGUUCAGGAAAAUCAAUACAUUGGAAAGUGUGGACGUCCACUGCUUUGGCCACUUACUGUAUGAAAUGACUUAUGGACGACCGCCAGACUCAGUGCCUGUAGACUCCUUCCCUCCUGCGCCGUCUAUGGCUGUGGUGGCCGUGUUGGAGUCUACGCUGUCUUGUGAAGCCUGUAAAAAUGGCAUGCCUACCGUCUCCCGGCUCUUACAGAUGCCGUUAUUCAGUGAUGUUUUACUAACCACUUCUGAAAAGCCACAGUUUAAGAUUCCCACAAAGUUAAAAGAGGCAUUGAGAAUUGCCAAAGAAUGUAUAGAAAAAAGACUAAUUGAAGAACAGAAGCAGAUUCACCAGCAUCGAAGACUGACAAGAGCCCAGUCUCACCAUGGAUCUGAAGAAGAGAGGAAAAAGAGAAAGAUUUUAGCUCGAAAGAAGUCAAAACGGUCUGCUGUUGAAAACAGUGAAGAGUAUUCAGCAAAAUAUAGCAACUCCAAUAAUUCAGCAGGAUCUGGGGCCAGCUCACCUCUCACAUCCCCGUCAUCACCGACUCCACCCUCUACAGCAGGGAUGUCCGCAUUACCUCCACCGCCUCCGCCUCCGCCACCAGCAGCUCCCUUGCUUCCUGCGAGCACAGAGGCGCCUACACAGCUUCCGCCCCAGGCUGUGAAUGGUGUGAGCCGAGGGGCCUUACUCAGCUCCAUCCAGAAUUUCCAAAAGGGAACUUUGAGGAAAGCUGAAACCUGUGAUCACAGUGCUCCUAAGAUCGGCUGAAGAUUCGUGUUUACACUUGGAGGGAAAAGUUCUUUGUUUUUUCCUCCCACCUCCAGCCCCUAAAGCACUCUUUUUCCGGAUGAACAAUUGCUGAGCCAGUAAAGCCACAUACUGUUUUGCAGAUGCUCAUCUAAGAGGCUUCUCAAGAGGGAAAUAUCCAAGUAGAAUAAAGUCAGGCUGGCGUUUCUGCCUUAAGAAAUAAUUCGCUCCUUUAUUACCAUUUUAAAGGAGUCUUGUUCAUCCUCUAAUGGGCAUCUUUUGGGGGCAGCAGCAUAUUGGAGUCAACAUUUGCACCAACUUAAGGAAAUGGACAAAAAAACAAUGACAAUAUUCACUCCCAGCAGUGAAUGACCUUUGUGUUGCGAUCCCUCCCAUCCCAUCAGACACUCCCAGAAAUGUUCCCCUCAUAGUUCAUUUCUCUAUAUAAAGCAUUUUCUGGUUAUUUCUUAGAUUAAUUCCCAUUCUUGCUACUUUAUUUCCUCUUAGACAUUAACACCGUAGUCCACAGCAUAGUUACGUCAUGGAGUCAGAGAAGCAACUGAGUUCAUUUUCCACUCAAAUAGAUGGGGCCAAGUCAAGUCCAUAACAUUCUCUAGGUUCUAACAGGAAUACUGCUGUGGUUACAGAACUCAGGGCUGCUAAGGCAACCACUCUAGACUCACGGUUCCUUUGAGUUUGAGUGUAUUGAGACAGAUGUUAACAUCAGGAAAAGCUCUUGCCAAUUAGAGGACCUUCUUAAUCCUCAGCAAUAAAGUUAAGUUUGUGGUUUGGGGGGAGGGGGUUACUAUUACAACAAAGAAAAUUUGGCAUCCAUAGAAAUCAGUUCUGAUUUUUGAAAGAUUUGUCCAAAUAUAUCAUUUUUUUAACGUUACUCAUUAGAUCCUUUAUCCUACAAUUUGCUUAAACCCUUAAAUAAAUUGCACUUUAAAGGAUUAUAAGUAAUCCAUUUAAAAAUUCAAAUACACACAUCAGUGUUGGUUACUAUGCAGAGAGAAUGUCAUUGUGUAUAGUUUCAUUUAAUCUGUGACAAAUGUUCAGCUGUAUUUUUUAUUAAAAUAAACUAUGUCAAGAAAA
This is a messenger RNA of Prionailurus viverrinus (fishing cat), 2889 nucleotides long. RefSeq names its product PX domain containing serine/threonine kinase like (gene PXK). Gene Ontology annotation, molecular function: actin binding; ATP binding; phosphatidylinositol binding. Gene Ontology annotation, cellular component: extrinsic component of endosome membrane; late endosome; early endosome. The record is from RefSeq and is a predicted model, not a curated record. The transcript is spliced from 18 exons. Bases 82 to 1815 code for a protein of 577 amino acids. Lineage: Eukaryota; Metazoa; Chordata; Mammalia; Carnivora; Felidae. Gene Ontology annotation, biological process: protein targeting to lysosome; early endosome to late endosome transport; endosome to lysosome transport.